Musa acuminata subsp. malaccensis (wild Malaysian banana) is the source of this 1422-nucleotide messenger RNA. RefSeq names its product transcription factor MYB15. Lineage: Eukaryota; Viridiplantae; Streptophyta; Magnoliopsida; Zingiberales; Musaceae. The record is from RefSeq and is a predicted model, not a curated record.
GAUACAUGUUUCUUUCCCAGAUGCGUACGCCCAGCACAAGUACAGAUCGGUGCUCUGCAUGCAUGUGGAGUGAGAGAGGAAACAUAAAGAGUAUGUGCUACAUGGCAUGCAGAGGAGAGGAGAGGAGAGGAAGGUGGGCCAAAGCGCUGAUGCCUGCCUGCAUGAGAAAGAAAGAUUCUAAUCCAACAAAGACAAGCAGGAAGAAACCCCCCCCUCCGUCUGCGCUCCUCACCAUCUUAUUUAAUUCCCUGCACGUUUACUGCCUCUCUCUCGAACUCCAUCUAUCAUUUCAUGCUUUCCCAUCUGUAGAAGCUAACACCUACUUUGGCUUGAGGAGGAAGAAAGCCAGAGAGAGGAAGGCCACGGCCACGGCCACGGCCGCCAUGGGACGAGCCCCCUGCUGCGACAAAGCCAAAGUGAAGCGAGGGCCCUGGUCGCCCGACGAGGACGCCAAGCUCAAGUCCUACAUCGAGCAGCACGGCACCGGCGGCAACUGGAUCGCCCUCCCCCAGAAGAUCGGCCUCAGACGCUGCGGCAAGAGCUGCCGUCUCCGGUGGCUCAACUAUCUCCGGCCAAACAUCAAGCAUGGAGGGUUCUCCGAAGAAGAGGAUAGCAUUAUAUGCAGACUGUACAUCAGCAUCGGUAGCAGGUGGUCUAUUAUUGCUGCACAUUUGCCGGGGAGGACCGACAACGAUGUCAAGAACCACUGGAACACGAGGCUGAAGAAGAAGCUCUUCGGCAAGCAGUGCGACGGCCGUCAGCCGCCCCGUAAGCUCGGCCGCCCCAAGCAAGAAUCUAUUAGUUACGGCUGUAACGGAGAUGGACUUGGCGUCCACCCUGCCGAUCGCUGGACUCCGCAGCCGAUGCAUCCGAUCGGCCACGCGGGACAUACCGAGGGACCGAGCCACGGAAGUCCUCUCGUUGCUCCGGCAACGCCGCCGCUGCCCCUGCCGAUCUGCGACUCUGCCACCCUGCUCUCCUCUUCCCUGCGCCGCGGUUCGUCCCGUGAAGAUUCUCAAAGCUCCAAUGGCUUUUCGACCGAGCUGGAUGAGCUGUUCCAGUUCGACUCGGUCAAGUUAGAAGGAUUCGACUGCUUCGAUGGAGCUGAAGGCAUGAACUGGAACGAGGAAAGCUCUUUGAUGUGCCCAGACGCGGUGCAGCAGUGGCCACCAUUGGAAGAGCCAGUGCGACGGGGCAUGUGGUAGUGGUUCGUGUACAUAUAGUAGCUGAGCUUCUGUAGAUCUGUAGCAUUUGUGCAGGUGCUGAAAUUUUCUCGGAGUAACCCAAAUAAACUUCCAUCUCUGAGAGAGAAAGAGAGUCGCUUUGUGUGUCAUUCCUUUUGUCAUUUCCUCCCCUUCUUUGGAUUCUCCAUAUUAGAUUGUAAGAAAUGAAUGCAUGCUUUGUUUACAGUACCGUUCACAA